UGAGGUUGGUGGCCGCGUUUGCAUCAAAACAUAACAUCCGUUCUUCUUCCUCAUUAACAAACUUAUGCACUUCCUGUGAUUCCUCUUUUUCAUUUCGUCACGAGCCAUCCAAAGAUUUCCAAAAUGUUAUUAAUUUUCUUAGUAAUGCUCCUCCCCAUGGCCAUGGCUACCAAAUUAAUUCACUUCUUAAUGCCCUUGACUUCCCCACUCUCCAGCUUCACCAUCAACAACAAUUUGUACUCAAAGUUAUGCAAACCUCCUGUCAAACUAAAUUAGUUGAAACCCCUAACGUUUCACCUCAUGAUCUUAUCCGCUUUGUAAAGUGGAUAUGGAAGAAUAAUAAGUACCUCAUCACUAUCCCUGUUCUCGAAUCCCUUGUUUCUGCCAUAUGCUCCAACAAGCUGCUUCUAUCUGUCAAAAGAUGGCGCUUCAUCCAGAAACCCUACUUCCUGAUGAUGGCGACAUGCUUGAUUACAUGUUAUCUUGGUUUUCUGGAAACAAUAUGAUUAAAGAAGCCUAUGCUCUCUAUCUGGCAGCAAAUGAGAAACGGAAAAGAAACCCAAACUGGUCGCUACAGGUAGAUAUGUUGUUACCAACUACUAUGAUCCGCGUACUUUGUUCAGAAAAAGAAACCGUACAUUUGGCUUUGGAGAUGCUGACUGAUAUUAAUAUCCCUGAGGAGGUGGAGCAAUGGGAAAAGGGGAGUAAACUAAGCCUCUGUCUGCUGGUUGUCGAAGCCUUGUGUUGGUUUAAAGAUUUUGACGCAGCCAAGCAGUUGAUAUUUAAAAUGAUUGCAGAUGGUCCACUACCACCUCCUUCAACAGCUGUUUUCAAUGUAAUUAUUACUGCCUAUGUUAAAGCUGGGGAAAUCGGACAAGCUUUCGAGAUGCUGAUGCUAUCGGAAAGCAUAGGUUUAUCCACUUCUCAUGUUCUUACGUGUGGUUUUUCACGUUCAGAUGGUAUGAAAGAGACAAGGAAGAUCUUGGAAGAAGCCAAAAACAAGGAUUCUAAGUUAUUCAUUGCUCUGUUGUACCAUACGCUCAUUGUUGGAUAUUUUAAGCAACUCAAGUAUGAAAAGGCUCUCAAGUUAUUGACUCAGAUGAAGGAUUUUAGUGUCUUCUGCACCAAUCUUGAUGAAUAUCACAAGUUGAUCCACUCUCUUCGCUUGAAGGCCAUGGAUAGGAAAAUUGAAAGAGAGCAACUAGAGGAGUUGGAGCCUAUAGAUAGGGAAAUGGCAGAAGAGCAGCUAUAUGAAAUGGGCUAUGUGGAUUCGAGCAUGGCAGAGGAGCAGCUAGAGGAAAUGAAUCUUAAUAUUAGGGCAUCAGUUUGAUAGGAGGUUAGAAUAUUAAUGCAAAAAUAAUGGAGUGGAAAAAAUGGUUAGGAGUUAGCUAAAUUAUUAUUAUUUUUUAAUUAUAUUAUUAUUAGAUUUAACUCAGUCUAAGUUGGCU
This is a messenger RNA of Cicer arietinum (chickpea), 1448 nucleotides long. NCBI's taxonomy places the organism in Eukaryota, Viridiplantae, Streptophyta, Magnoliopsida, Fabales, Fabaceae. The record is from RefSeq and is a predicted model, not a curated record.